UCAGUCCACGAGACGCGUCGCGCGCUCAGGCGAGAAAGAGCUGCUGAGUGAUUUCUGUAGCUGUGUUGAGAAGACGUGUCUUAAAGUUACUGACUUUAAAAAAAAAAAAAAAAAAAAAAAACACUUUCAAACUCGAGUUUCUGUUGUAUGCGGGGACUCCGACGGCACAAGCCGCUAAAUGUCACUGGAGGCGUAAGUUUGACUUGAUAUCGCUGAAUUUGUGAUGGACGGCGGAGGCUGUCGUUUAAAUGGCGGCGCUGGAGGAGACGGUCAGGGGUCAGGACCUCAGCAUGGCAUGAUCACGCUGGAGGAUCUCGAGGCUUUCUCUGAAGAUCAGCUCUCCGACUCCGGCACAGGCAGUUUUGAAGAGAGGGAGAUGAUGGAGGAUGAAGAGCAGGACAGACUGCUCAGUUACUGGCAGGACGUGGCCAGAGGACACCGAAUAGAAGUGCCCAGAGAUAUGGCAGAACCCAUUCAGCAACUAACAACCAAUAAUAAUGGCACACACCAGCGGGAAACAGUUCCCUUCACACUUAUCUCACGCAAGGAGAAGUGUGGGGACGUACUUUAUGAGACGCGCCACUACGACAAAGCACACUGGGCCUGCAUCACUGUUAAAGAGGACACGUACGAACAGAGCAUCGGCUACGGCUUCAUGAAGAUCAUGAGAUACAUUUGCCAGCAGAAUUCUUUAGGCAUUUAUCUGGGCAUGACCAUACCCAUCUUGACAGUGGUGCGCACAGAGGAGGCAAACACAAGCAUGUCUGGAGCCAUCACUGUAGCAUACUAUCUGCCCUCAAACCACCAAGCUCAGCCUCCACAGCCUCUUGACCCUGACAUAGUGAUUGAGGUGUGGCCAGCCACGACAGUCUACACCAGGGCCUUCACGGGUGCUACAAACGAGACAACCCUCAUGAGUCAGAGCAACACUCUGGCAGAAAUGCUGGAUUCUCCCGGGCUGUAUGUCACCGACUCCUUCAUCAUAGCUGGCUACACCAACCCCGCAGCUGCACACCGUGUUAAUGAGAUAUGGUUCAUUCAGAGGCAGUGAAGGGUUUCCCCUGGAAACACCUGUCCCUGCACCUGCUUAGUUGCCCCAAUCUACAGCUUGAACAAGCACACUGUCCUGCGUUACAUGAGGAACAGAUCAACAGAAAACAGGGUUUGAGACAGUGAAAAGGAUGUCCUGCACCAGGCUUUGUCAGACCUGCCAAGCAUGAAGAGGAACAAUGCAUAGCUGAAGGAGAUGGAUGGGUGGUAGGUUAAAAACACAAUCAUUAUAGUACUUUGACAAAUCACUUGAAUGAGAUUAAAAUUAUUUGUAACAUGUUAGAUUGUAUACAUUUUUGCAGGCCUAUUUGUUCUGUUUUAAUUUUUUUUUUUUUUUUUUGGAAAAACUGCACUUUUUGAUGUAAAUUGUUGCGAAAUCAAACAUACACAGAGAUUUUAUUUCACGUUAAUGAACGCAAAACAUUCUCCAAGUACUGUAACUGAAAGAAAGCGGGGGGAAACACUAGGGGAGAUGAGAAAUUACUAAUGUGAGAUGAGGGGAAGGGGGUGGGAAGACUACUCCAAUGUGAUGUUCCUUUACGCAGAAUGAUAUGUAAAAGCUGGCAGGUCAGCUUUAUGUUGUGGAAACAUGAAUAACAUUUUCUGACUGGAUAUCUGUUGACUGUAAUUUCUGUAGCUUUUGUUCCUCAGUAAAACCAAUGUUAUUUCUUUUUUACUGAGCUUAAAAAAAAAAAAAUUGUAUUAGCAUCAUAGAACCCAAUUCCUACUCGGUUCUUGCUCAUCACUUAAAAAAAAAUAAGUACUUACACAUGCUGCAGUCUUGUCUAUGUAUGUUUUCUCCAUGUUUAUUACUGGUUUUCUUUAGAAAGCUAGAGGAAAUGAAUCUUCUGUAGCAAAGUAGCGAAGUAGAAGAAGAGUUUCAAGGAAGCCUUGUUCGUGCUGUAUAAUUAAAAUGGGCUUAGCUUAAUGCACUUUUUUCUUGCGCCACAAAAAAAUGGCUUGUGAUCAGAAAAAAAAGGCGCGUGAUCGAUUAUUCUCAAUAACUGUGACAUUGCUCACAGCACAAGUCCUACAGGAAUUGCCCUAAAAAGUUAAUACAAGAAGAAUGCUUCGGUGGCAGUUGUGUUGGGGCUUUAAAAGUGAAUGAUGUGGAGGCAAAAUUUUCCCCUUAUGCAUGACUAAUAAAUGGCCAUUAAUCACUGAGCUACAGUAGUAGCUUAUUCUUAAUUCAGAGCAAGAAUGUACUUAUGCAGGAAAAAAAGAAUUAACUUAGCAAGAAACAAUACUGUAAACCAAAAACAUCACUAGCAAUAUGUAUGAUGAUCUACCUUAUAAAUCAUGUCUUUUUUUUUUUCUAUCCUUCUGUGUGAAAUUGACCACUCUCACCUUCAUACACUCAUGCUAGUGAUAAUUAGGGAAGUGUAUAUUUUUAAGGGUCACAGUGAUAUAAAAUAGUAGUACUAUUUUUGUUGAAUGUUUUAUUUAUAUUAAUAUAUAUUUUAUGUUCCUAGCUGCAUUUGUGUUUAGAAGUUACUUCUAAACUCUGUUUUAAUGCCUUAUAGUACAACAAUACAAUCAAAGUAUAAUGUGAACAGAUAUUUGAGCAGUUAAAUACUGGUAAAAUGUCAAAUAUUUCUGCAUUAUAGAUAUACUGUAACACUCUGAGAUCAUCUAUCUUUAACUUUAUCUUUCUGCUCUUUUUCACUCUUUUGUAAAUGCUUGCUCUAAAGUCUGUGAAUUGCAAACAAACACUUCUGUGCGUUUCUUGUUUUUUGUUCUUCUGUCUAAAUAAAGAAAAGCAUCAACACUG
Molecule: messenger RNA, 2821 nt
Organism: Pangasianodon hypophthalmus (striped catfish)
Lineage: Eukaryota; Metazoa; Chordata; Actinopteri; Siluriformes; Pangasiidae
Gene: soul3
Product: heme-binding protein soul3
Exons: 5
Coding region: 224-1051 (275 amino acids)
Source: RefSeq, a predicted model, not a curated record